Castor canadensis (American beaver) is the source of this 2192-nucleotide messenger RNA. It is a transcript of the gene Pim2, whose product is annotated as Pim-2 proto-oncogene, serine/threonine kinase. Lineage: Eukaryota; Metazoa; Chordata; Mammalia; Rodentia; Castoridae. Gene Ontology annotation, molecular function: ATP binding; protein serine/threonine kinase activity. The record is from RefSeq and is a predicted model, not a curated record. Gene Ontology annotation, biological process: regulation of mitotic cell cycle; protein autophosphorylation; negative regulation of apoptotic process. Gene Ontology annotation, cellular component: cytoplasm.
CUAGUUCCGAUUGGCUGGGGUACAGCAGGUGCCGCGUCAGGAUUGAUCAAAGCCAGGUGGGCGGGGCUGUCGCUCUGAGCGACUCUCUCGGGAGGCGCGUGCCCCGGCUCAGUAGCGUUGGGGCUGGCGCGCGCGACGAAUCUUAACGCUGCGCCGUCUGUGGGCGCUUCCGGGCCACCAGUUUCCCUGCCUGCCACCCUGGCGCCCCCCAGCCCUGGCUCCCCAGCCGCGCUGCCCCGGGCGUCCACGCCCUGCGGGCUCAGCGGAUUCAGCGGGCUCAAUCUGCGCAGUACCUCCUCCAUGUUGACCAAGCCUCUUCAAGGGCUCCCUGCGCCCCCCGUGACCCCCACACAGCCGCCAGGAGGCAAAGAUCGGGCAGCGUUCGAGGCCGAGUACCGACUCGGCCCCCUCCUGGGGAAGGGGGGCUUUGGCACCGUCUUUGCGGGACACCGCGUCACAGAUCGACUCCAGGUGGCCAUCAAAGUGAUCUCUCGAAAUCGUGUGCUGGGCUGGUCCACCUUGCCAGACUCAGUCACAUGCCCACUCGAAGUGGCAUUGCUUUGGAAGGUGGGUGAAGGCAGUGGGCAUCCUGGCGUGAUCCGCCUGCUUGACUGGUUUGAGACUCCAGAAGGCUUCAUGCUGGUCCUUGAGCGGCCUAUGCCUGCCCAAGAUCUUUUUGACUACAUCACAGAGAAGGGUCCACUGGGUGAGAGCCGAAGCCGCUGCUUCUUUACCCAGGUAGUGGCAGCUGUCCAGCACUGCCAUGCCCGUGGAGUUGUCCACCGCGAUAUCAAGGAUGAGAACAUCCUGAUAGACCUCUGCCGGGGUUGUAUCAAACUCAUCGAUUUUGGUUCUGGUGCCCUGCUUCAUGAUGAACCCUACACUGACUUUGAUGGGACAAGGGUGUAUAGCCCUCCAGAGUGGAUCUCUCGACACCAGUACCACGCCCUCCCAGCCACUGUCUGGUCACUGGGCGUUCUCCUCUAUGACAUGGUGUGUGGGGACAUUCCCUUCGAGAGGGACCAAGAGAUUCUGGAAGCUGAGCUCCACUUCCCUGCCCAUGUCUCCCCAGACUGCUGUGCCCUAAUCCGCCGGUGCCUGGCCCCUAAACCUUCUUCCCGACCCUCACUGGAGGAGAUCCUACUGGACCCCUGGAUGCAAACACCAGCUGAGGAAGUGCCCCUCAACCCCCCCAAAGGAAGCCCCACCCCCUUGGCGUGGUCCCUGCUUCCCUAGGCCCACCAGGCUCCCACUGGUUGGAAUCCCAUGGUCAUGCCACAGGGAUAGAUGGACAUCUGUUGACCUGGUUAUACAGGUUGUUAAAAAUCCAGUAUUACUAAGGUCAGGGAUUAGGGUUCAGGGGUCAGAAGAUGAGCCAAGUCUGCCCAGUUCCCAUCCCAAUCCUGUGAAGAAGCCUUCCUCCCAGAACCUGUGGUCCCUUAUUCUGGAGGGGGAAAUUCCUUGCCACUUGUUCUGUUCAGGAUGUUGAUUUGGUUGGAGAUUUCCCUUCUGAGCCCUAGGGCUCUUCAUUCUGACAAGUUGUAACCCCUACACUGGCACCUCCUAUACUACCACCACACAAACUUAGACACUUAGUUCAAAUGCUCUCACUUGGGCAAGGGUGCUUUCCUUAAAAUACCCCAGCAGCUCUUUCUUUAGCAAAAGGGCCCUUUCCCCUAGCUGAGGGUCCCAUGUAUUCAGUCAAGCUGCUUGCCUAUCUCAUCCCAGAAUUGCUUAUUCUGGGGGAGGUAAUGCCCUAUUGGUAUCCUAGGGCUCUGUGUGUGGGUGUUGGGUUUUCUUUUUUUUUUUUUUUUCUUUUUUGGUGAUUUUUGGUGAGGGGACCCUAAUGUUACCCCAAGUGCUCUUAUUCUGGUGAGAAGAACCUGACUUCCAUAAUUUAGGAAGGAAUGGGAGAUGGACACCACCGGACACCACCAGAGACAAAGAUGGGAAUGGAUGGUUUUGGGGGGGAUGGGCUGGGGGAAAUGUCCUGCUGUUUAUUCUCCUGGGGUCCCCCCUCUCCAACUUUUGCUGCCUCCUACUGAGCCAGGAUUGUCCCAUUGCUAAAAUGUAAAUACUUGUGUACUGGAGGUAGGAGAGCUACAAGUGUGCCCUCCAGUCCCUUCUACCCCUGCCUGGAUUAUUUAAAAAGCCAUGUGUGGAAACCCACUAUUUAAUAAAUAAAAUCACAA